Messenger RNA from Cydia pomonella (codling moth), 4399 nucleotides. RefSeq lists its product as uncharacterized. Bases 33 to 4163 code for a protein of 1376 amino acids. Gene Ontology annotation, molecular function: nucleic acid binding. The record is from RefSeq and is a predicted model, not a curated record. Gene Ontology annotation, biological process: DNA integration. The transcript has 2 exons. NCBI's taxonomy places the organism in Eukaryota, Metazoa, Arthropoda, Insecta, Lepidoptera, Tortricidae.
AGCUGCUGGUGUCUCUUCAUCAAAGUUGCCCCAUGUUGAUAUACCAGUGUAUAAUGGAAGCCUCCGUUGGGGACCGCUUGGCCUUUGUGCAGGAGAAGAAGCUGUGUGCAGUUUGUAUAAACUCUCACUUGGAUAAACCUUGUAAGUACAAGUUCAAAUGUAAAUUAUGUAAGGGUCAUCAUAAUACCCUUUUGCAUACAGAGGAUUCUGUAGAGGCCAAUCAAUCAGUGGCAGCAUCUAUUGUUUUGACAUGUGUCAAUAAAACAUCUUAUAAAAAGGUAUUACCCACAAUUAAGGUUAAAAUUGUUGAUAAAUUUGGCCGUGAUGUUUACUGCCGCGCAUUGCUUGACACCGGCUCAAGUGAAUCCUUUGCCACAACUUCUCUUGUAGAAAGACUAGGUUUUGCCACUGUGGCAGAAUGUGAAAAUAUAAUUGGUGUUGCAAAACAAACCACCAUCAUGGAUAGGUCAGUAAUUAUUCCUGUGGAGUCUUGUCAAUAUCAAGAUGUUAAGUUUAAUGUUGACUGUCAUGUUGUCAAAGAUGUAACGGCACAUUUGCCACCACAGUAUGUUGAUUGUUCCAAGUUAAAAUUUCCUAGCCAUGUCAAACUUUCUGAUGAAAACUUUAAUGAACCAUCUGAAAUUUCGAUGCUACUAGCAAGUGAUAUUUAUUUUGAGUCAUUAUUAAAUGAUUGUAUCAAAUUGCCUGAAGGGCUUGUCUUGCAAAGCACCUUAUUUGGUUAUGUUGUUGGUGGCAAGAUAAGCCAAUCUGGUAAUGUCUCAAACACUGCUCUGGUGACAAAUUUUGCCAUUAGUGACACUACAAAGUUAGAAAAUGUUAUGAGUCAAUUUUGGCUUGCUGAAAAAGUGCCAGAACCCCAACAAAAGGUUUCGGAUGAAUUUGAAAAGGCGGAAAAAAUAUUUCAGAAGUCUGUCACUCUGAAUGAUAACAAAUUUCAGGUGGACAUUCCACUAAAGCACCCCUUAGGUGAACUAAAUUUGGGUAACUCUUUUUCGGCUGCCUUACAAAGAUUUUACUCUAUAGAGAGAAAAUUUAUGAAAAAUGUAGACUUGCUAGAGCGGUAUAAAAAAUUCAUUGAUGAAUAUGUUGAAAUGGGUCAUGCUAGGGAGGUCGACAUUAACUCUUAUGAUAUUUUGAAUGGACCAGUAAGCUUUUUAGCGCAUCAUCCAGUUUUCAAUGAGGCCAGUAAAAGUACAAAGCUUCGCGUGGUGAUGGACGGAAGCAUGAAAUCCAAAAACAAGCUGUCUGUCAAUGAUGUCAUGCUGAAUGGACCUGUGGUGCAGGGUGAGCUCUUUGACAUAUUAAUUUUGUUUCGGACAUAUUUAUUCACCUUGAUAUGUGAUGUUCAAAAAAUGUUUAGGUGCAUUUUGGUCAGCCCUGAACAUAGAUGUCUUCAAAAUAUCCUUUGGCGGGACAGUCCUGGCCAGCCCAUCCGCUGCCUUCAGCUUCAGACAGUUACAUAUGGCCUAAAGAGCUCUACAUUUCUAGCUACUAGGUGUUUGGUGGAGCUUGUAAAAUUAUUUGGAUGCGAUUACCCGCUUGCGUCCCAAGCCAUUUUAAGUAAUACAUAUGUUGAUGAUGUCAUAACUGGUUCAGAUAAUAUCAACGAACUUCACCAACUUAAAAAUGAGUUGAUUGACUUAUUUAAAUUAGGUAAUUUUAAUUUACAUAAAUGGUGCUCUAGUUACCCAGCUGUUCUAGACGAUUUGCCAGAAAAUUUGAAAUAUUUUGAACAAAUAAAUCUUGAUUCAAGUAAUGUCAUAAAAACAUUAGGUCUGAAAUACGACAUUACCUCAGAUACUUUGACAUUUGAGUGUCCCCCCUAUGAUGAGGACAGCAAUCAUACAAAAAGAACAGUUCUGUCAUUUAUUGGAAAAUGUUAUGAUCCUCUAGGUCUCAUAGCUCCUAUUAUAGUUUCAGCAAAAAUAUUUAUGCAGGUUUUGUGGUCUAUGCCCUUGGGCUGGGACACAGCUUUACCAGAUGCUGAACAUGAGACAUGGAAAAAAUUUCUUGCCAAUUUAAAGAUGAUGGGUAAAGUUUCCUUACCGAGGUUAGUUUAUAGUCACGAAUGUCAGUUGGUAGAGUUAGUGGGUUAUGCAGAUGCAUCUUUCAAAGCCUUUGGCUGCUGCAUUUAUGUAAGAGUUUUUAAAGCUGAUGGAGGUGUAGACUCAAAAUUACUUUGUGCCAAAUCAAAGGUGGCCCCGCUGGCCAAAAGCCUUACUAUUCCACAGCUGGAACUUAACAGCGCUCUACUAUUGGCACAGCUGGCGUCUAGAGUUAGCGAAAAACUAAAAGCUAGAUUUGCGCAUAAUACAUAUUUUUACAGUGACUCACAAAUAGUUUUGUGCUGGCUCAAGUCUACCAAAACAAAAGUCAAUACUUAUGUUAAUAAUAGGGUGAAGAAAAUUCUAGAGCUCACAAACCAGGACCAGUGGUCCUAUGUAAGAUCAUGCGAAAAUCCCGCGGAUUUAAUUUCACGCGGAGUGGAGCCCCAAAUUUUGCAAGGAAAACAAUUGUGGUGGGACGGCCCUAAAUAUUUGUCACACAGGGAUUAUGUGCACCCUGCAUUUGAUACUCUCAGUCAGGCCUUACAUGAUAAGCAUUUUGAUAUUAAUAUUAACGAGGAUUUAUCUUGCAAUUUUAGUCAGCGGGACGAUUCAUUCGCACAUCUCUUUGAAAAAUAUUCUAGUCUACAUACGCUUCAAAAUGUUAUAGCUUAUAUCUAUCGCUUUUAUAAAAAUGCUUCAAAAUCAGGUGAUAGAUCAGACUCUACAUUGCUAACCCCUAAAGAGCUACAAGAAGCGUUGCUUGUCAUAAUAAAAAAUGUGCAAAGGAAAUAUUUUUCUAAGGAAAUAGACACACUGUUGGCGGGUAAGUCACUUAAAUCAGGGAUAGCGGACUUACAUCCUUUCGUGGACCAGUGUGGUGUCCUUCGUGUGGGCGGCAGGCUGCAAAAUGCCGACAUUUCGCAAGCCAGAAAGCAUCCACCUAUUCUCCCGAAAGGGUCAUUUUUCACUUCGUUAUUGAUUAAAACGGAGCACUUGCGUCUUUUGCAUUUAGGUGCCAGAGCUGUUCUGAGUUCCUUAGCUCAAAAAUAUUGGAUAAUUAAUGGUAUUAGGGAAGUAAAGAAGGUAGUGAACAAGUGUGUCACAUGCUUGCGUCUGAAGGCUGAAGCUGCAAAGCAGUUGAUGGGCUCUUUGCCUGUAGAGAGGAUUACAGCUAGUAGGGCUUUCCAGUAUGUUGGGAUUGAUUUCUGUGGUCCAUUUAGCACGAAAAUUGCUAGAAUACGAAAACCUCUUGUUACUAAAAGCUACAUUGCCCUUUUUGUAUGUUUCGCUACAAAGGCGAUACAUGUAGAGUUAGUGUCGAACCUUACAACUGAAACCUUUCUAGCAUGUCUCAAUCGUUUCAUAUCUAGACGUGGCAUGCCCACUGUAAUUUAUUGUGAUAACGCUAAAACUUUUAAAGGUGCUGCAAACCAGCUCAAAGGAUUGUAUGAUUUACAAUGUUCGAAUGAACAUAGAGAAUCUGUGUAUCGAUAUUGUAAUAAAAAAUAUAUCUCAUUUAAGUUUAUACCAAGCCAUGCGCCUCAAUUUGGAGGCCUUUGGGAAGCCGGAGUCAAGAGUGUGAAAUUCCAUUUAAAACGAGUGGUUGGAAAUCAUUGUUUAACAUUUGAGGAACUUUAUUCGGCAGUCGUUCAAUUUGAAGGGAUUUUGAACUCGAGACCCUUGCUAUCCUUGGAUCCUAAUGAGGGUAAAUACUUGUCACCAGGUCAUUUUCUUAUUGGUGCGGCUAUAACAAGUUACCCUGAUGUUGAUUUAACUGAGAUUCCAGUUAAUCGCUUAAGAAAGUUUUGGGACAUUGUAACAAGAUUAAAGCAGGAUUUCUGGAAGACGUGGUCUAAAGACUACCUCUGUCAGUUGCAAAGUCGCCCCAAGUGGAAACAUGACCUACCAAAUUUAAAAAUAGGUGAUUUAGUUCUUGUGAGAAAUGUAAACACUGCUCCAUUGUGUUGGCCAAUGGGCCGCAUAGUUAAGAUAUUUCCUGGAAAAGAUGGUAGAGUUAGAGUGGCCGAGGUGAAAAUGGGGGACAAAUUGUAUGUCAGACCUAUUACGAAGCUGUGUCCUUUACCUCUUGAUUAGUAAUAUUUAGAUAGUGUCUAUCCUAUCUCGUUAAAGUCUUGUUUAUGAUCUGUCAAUUUAAAUUAAAUUCAACUCGCCCGGCCCAAUUAUGUUCGAGACAAGUCUCAACAUAGCUGUAAACUUUAUGUUUAACAUUAGUGCAAUAUUUGUUGCUUGCAACAUUUUGAGGAUAGUUGUGUCUAUGAUGCGCUGUCAAGGGCCUAUUUCGUUCUGUGCUAUAACUGAAUGUACUAGCG